Messenger RNA from Phytophthora sojae, 759 nucleotides. RefSeq lists its product as hypothetical. Bases 1 to 759 code for a protein of 252 amino acids. The record is from RefSeq and is a predicted model, not a curated record. Lineage: Eukaryota; Oomycota; Peronosporomycetes; Peronosporales; Peronosporaceae. The transcript has a single exon.
AUGGCCGGCGCGAGCCCCAAGAAGAACGGCUCCGCGCCGCAGACGCCCAAGCAGUCGCCGCCGCGCGCGUCGCCGUCUCCGUCGCCCUCGCGCGGGCCGGACGACGUGGACGCGGACGAGCUGACGGCGCUCAUCAAGGCCAUCAAGUUCGCGCACCCGGAGUUCGGCGUCAAGCGCGUGCACGACCAGGUGGCCACGCACGGCGGCAAGUUCGCGCGCGUGCCCUUCAAGCGCGUCAAGCGCUACAUGCACAAGCUGGGCAUGAACUCGCCCUCGGACGAGGACGACAAGACGCCCGUGAAGCUCAUGACGGUGGGCGGCGACUCCAAGUCGCUGCGCGAGGGCGGCCCCGAGGCCGCGGACGCCGCCGACGACAGCGUGUGGCUGCCCGUCAAGCUGGACGAGCCCGCGUCCAAGCUGCAGGAGUUCCCGUACCAGGCGGUCAUCCGCAUGACCACCAGCGAGGAGGGCGACGCCGAGGGCUCGCUCGGCGAGAUCUACAAGAUCCAGGUGGCCAUGGAGGCCGACGGCUCGCUCAGCACCAUCCACCCCAUGCUCGUGUACAACAAGCCGCGCACGCGCAAGACGUUCCUGCACCCGGACUCGCCCGCGUACCUGCCCGUGCAGCGCCUGGUGACCGCCCAGGGCCAGAAGGGGUCGGUGGGCGGCUCCAAGGCCUACUUCUGGGGCCGCUACUUCAAGAUCGAAGACAUGUUGUACAUCAACACGGAGAAGAUCGCGCCUGCCCAGCAGUGGUAG